UAUCGCCCAUGUAUUGUACCCAGUUACAGCUAUCAAGCCGUGCGACAUUCUUUCUUAGUCGUUUCAGUUUGAAUCGAACUUCUGUUUGAGAAGAUAUGACUAAAUCAUAGAUGAAUAAAACCAUGGCUUGCCACAUAAUUCUAAUGUGGAUUUACAUGUUAAUAUUAUGCGGAGCGCCCCUGUCUGAACAAGCUACACAUCCCAUCUCGAGAGCGUUGUUUAACACAACACCAAAUGCGACAGGAACGCAAAAUACUCCGUCAAACGCAACUAACACAAUAACAUCAACUAAAGCUUCAAGUUCCACGACGAGUGUGACGUCUAACUCAACAACGAAUGCAACAGAAACGCCAACACCACCAUUAACAACAACUACCAAUAUAACGUCCACUGACGGCAACCCAACAUCGACGAAUGCAUCAAACGCCUCUGCAUCGCAAACAGUUACGACUUCGACACCUCCAGCUUUAAGUUCCACGACAACAGCUUCGUCUAACUCAAUUAAGAUUGCAGGAGAAACGAUAGCACCACCAUCAACAGAAACUACUAAUAUAACGUCCACUGAAGCUUCAAGUUCCACGACGAGAACGUCGUCUAACUCAACAAACAAUACAACAGAAACGCCACCAUCACCCUCAACAGCAACUAUACAAAUAACGUCCAAAGCAGAUGAUACAGACUUUCAAGAAGCUGAUGUGUUCAUGACUGGACCAGAAGAUCCUACAAAAAGUGAUGAGGAUAGCGUAGAUGUCUAG
This is a messenger RNA of Dreissena polymorpha, 755 nucleotides long. RefSeq lists its product as uncharacterized. The record is from RefSeq and is a predicted model, not a curated record. NCBI's taxonomy places the organism in Eukaryota, Metazoa, Mollusca, Bivalvia, Myida, Dreissenidae. The transcript is spliced from 7 exons. The coding region runs from base 111 to 755 and encodes 214 amino acids.